GGGGUUAGGGACAUCCCCCCGCCCAGGGAGCACCCCGGUGUGGGUGCAGAGCUCCCCUACCCCGUGUAGCAGCCCCCAGUACACAAACCUGCCUCCCUGUGUAAGUGCCCCAGGAUGGAGGUAAAGUCCUCCCUCUGAAUAGGUGGUACCCCGGGGUGGAGACAGCACUUGGGUGUGUGGUGGGUGGUAGCCCCCAUACAGAGAGAGAGACAGGUACAGGUGGUACCCCUGUGGAGAGGGAGCACCUCGCUGUAUAGGUGACACCCCUUACAGAGAUACCCUGUAGGUACUCCCGCUAUAAAGACAGCUCCCUAUCCCCUGGAAAUAACCCCAGUAUGGACACAUACCCUCCACCCCCAGUUUAGGUGGUUCCCCUCAGCACAGAACCAGAUCUUUCCCUUUCCCCUAGGUGCCCCUAGACAGACAGACAGACAGACACGUCCAGCUCCUUCUGUAGAUCCUGAUCCAUGCAGGGCUGUGCCACGGGAGACUCGGGCUGCGAUUUGUGCCGCGGGUUCCUACUAAUAGUCCCAUGUAGAUUUUAGGCUUCUCAACCCCGCCGGGGAGGCUCUCCAUGAUGGCCUUCAUCCUCAAUGCACUCACCUGUGCUCUGGGCUUGCUGUACUUCAUCCGGCGAGGGAAGCAGUGCCUGGAUUUCACCGUCACCGUUCACUUCUUCCACCUCCUGGGCUGCUGGAUCUACAACUCGCGCUUCCCCUCGACGCUGACGUGGUGGCUGGUGCACAUAGUGUGCACGGCGCUGAUGGCAGCCAUCGGGGAGUACCUGUGCAUGAGGAUAGAGCUCCGGGAGAUCCCCCUCAACUCUGCCCCCAAAUCCAACGUAUAGACUGGCCUGGCAGCAGCACGCUGCGUUAGUCAUUGUUCCCAGCACAAUGCGUCCAAUGCCUCAGAAUCAUCCCUGAAGAAGCACAGCAGGUCUGUUUAGACUUUAUGAAUUUUUUUUGGUUUUUUUGGUGGUUUUUUUUUUUUUUGGACCUCGGUGACUGCAUGAGUGUGAGCAUCUCCUCUGGCAUCAGCUGACAACGGGGGAGGAGCAGAUGUUUAUUUUGUUAACACAAAGAAUUAAUAUGACUGUAUGGAGAGUGUACCCUUAACUCUUCACUCAUGAGACUGUGAAAAGCCAGGUAGCAAAACUUGGUGCGUGAGGAGCAUUUGGAAUUUAACGAUGUGGGAAUACCCUGAAUGGGUAACACAGUGGUCAGCUCUUCUUGCCAGAGCUGGCACAGUGAGCAGUGGGGCUGGGAGCUGCUGCUUCCAAUCUGUGACUUGUUUGGGCUUUGCUUGGGAAAAGAGUCAAGGAAGUGAAUGGAUGGGGAGAAAGAAAAUAGUUGUACUUACCUGAAUCACCAGCUGAGACACUAAAUAACCUGUAAUGUUAGAUGGGUUUGUUUGCUGUUUCCAUGUUUGAUACAUAGAGGUGACAGACAGCAGUUUGCUGAAGAAAUCUUUUGUAAUAAUAAAAAUAUAAUGCUGCUGUGAGUGUUACGGCUCUCCUGGGAAACUGAACACUUCAAGAAGUACCACAAGUGUCUGUAUCAUGGCAACAGAAGGAUGCAGCCAGAGAACACUUGGCUGUGAGGUGCCCCUGUCUGGGACACAUGAAAUUUCCUACAAUAAACAUUUCAUACCUCUGCUCUGAAA
Cyanistes caeruleus (blue tit) is the source of this 1662-nucleotide messenger RNA. The record is from RefSeq and is a predicted model, not a curated record. NCBI's taxonomy places the organism in Eukaryota, Metazoa, Chordata, Aves, Passeriformes, Paridae.